CUCGAUUCCGGAACUCCAGGUCCAUCUUGCCCAGGCAGGACCAGGCUCAAGCACCAUGGACCUGGGGCUUGCAGGUCGGCGGGCGCUGGUCACCGGCGCGGGCAAAGGCAUCGGGCGCAGCACUGUGCUGGCGUUGAAGGCGGCUGGUGCACAGGUUGUGGCGGUGAGUCGGACGCGAGAGGACCUGGACGACCUGGUCCGCGAGUGUCCUGGUGUGGAGCCUGUGUGUGUGGACCUGGCCGACUGGGAGGCCACAGAGCAGGCCCUAAGCAAUGUGGGACCCGUGGACCUUCUGGUGAACAAUGCUGCUGUGGCUCUGUUGCAGCCCUUCCUGGAGGUCACCAAGGAGGCCUGUGACACAUCCUUCAAUGUGAAUCUUCGGGCUGUCAUCCAGGUGUCUCAGAUUGUGGCCAAGGGCAUGAUAGCUCGGGGAGUUCCAGGAGCCAUUGUGAAUGUCUCCAGCCAGGCCUCCCAACGUGCACUGACCAACCAUACUGUCUACUGUUCCACCAAGGGUGCUCUGGACAUGUUGACCAAGAUGAUGGCCCUAGAGCUUGGGCCCCACAAGAUCCGUGUGAAUGCAGUAAACCCCACAGUAGUGAUGACACCCAUGGGCCGGACCAACUGGAGUGACCCCCACAAAGCUAAGGCCAUGCUGGAUCGUAUCCCACUGGGCAAGUUCGCUGAGGUGGAGAACGUCGUGGACACCAUUCUCUUCCUGCUGAGCAACCGGAGUGGCAUGACCACUGGCUCCACUUUGCCAGUGGAUGGGGGCUUCCUGGCUACCUGAGCCCCCUGCCCACCGACACUCUGCUCAGCUCUCUGCUCAGGACACUGUGCCCUCCGCCCCUGCAAUAAAGCUCUCUGCUCAGCCUGUGUGCUGAUUCUCCAGGAGGCACAGAUCUGUGCUAUCUGUGACCCAAAGCAGGUGUUGCCUGGUUCUCACACUUUCAGCCUUGACAGCUUGGGGUGGAAGGUAGUCGGAUCUUCCAGAAGGCUGGAUCCUCACGAGGUUGAUCAACCUGUCUAAAGAUAGCUUGUCCAGAAAUUGUGGAUUUUUGGUAAGAACAAAACCAGCUCCAUGUGUUUUUGACAUGGCUUCCCGGUGACUCUGCUUACACAUCAGCGACAACCCCACACACCAGGAGAAGAUAGGUGGUAGACAUUACUCAUUUGCCAAUGAACUGAAUAACUCUGUGGGGCUGGAGGCAGAGCUGUUUCGAACACGUGAACAUUCCCACAACUUCUUUCUCUGCUAUUUACAACAUGGUGAGAAUCCUGGUGUAUUGUUUGCAAUAUCUCACUUCCAACAGCCUGGGCCACUGAAGGUCCAGCCCUGGUUGGUUUGCUGCACCGCACGGUGCAGAACUCCCACCAGAACUGACUUUUUGUUUUGUUUUGUUUUGUUUCGAGACAGGGUUUCUCUGUGUAGUCCUGGCUGUCCUGGAACUCACUUUGUAGACCAGGCUGGCCUCAAACUCAGAAAUCCACCUGGCUCUGCCUCCCGAGUGCUGGGACUAAAGGUGUGCGCCACCACGCCCGGCCAGAGCUGACUUUUAAACUGUUUAUCUGACAUCAUUUGAUGAGGAGUUGAGGGGGACAUGGAGCUGAGGGGGUCCAUAGUAGCACCCCAUACACACACUGUCAUGAGAUAUAGAGGCUAGCGACAUAUAUUAAUCAAGGAAGUGAAGAAUUUGUUAAUUUUGUUCUCAGCACAACUAAUUACAAACUGAUAUGAUUUAAUUAUU
Messenger RNA from Mus musculus (house mouse), 1748 nucleotides. It is a transcript of the gene Dcxr, whose product is annotated as dicarbonyl L-xylulose reductase. Gene Ontology annotation, cellular component: apical plasma membrane; cytoplasmic microtubule; acrosomal vesicle. Lineage: Eukaryota; Metazoa; Chordata; Mammalia; Rodentia; Muridae. Gene Ontology annotation, molecular function: L-xylulose reductase (NADPH) activity; identical protein binding; oxidoreductase activity, acting on NAD(P)H, quinone or similar compound as acceptor. Bases 56 to 790 code for a protein of 244 amino acids. The transcript is spliced from 8 exons. Gene Ontology annotation, biological process: glucose metabolic process; xylulose metabolic process; positive regulation of reactive oxygen species metabolic process. The record is from RefSeq and is marked validated.